This is a messenger RNA of Aspergillus niger, 2190 nucleotides long. RefSeq lists its product as hypothetical. The transcript has a single exon. NCBI's taxonomy places the organism in Eukaryota, Fungi, Ascomycota, Eurotiomycetes, Eurotiales, Aspergillaceae. The record is from RefSeq and is a predicted model, not a curated record. The coding region runs from base 1 to 2190 and encodes 729 amino acids.
AUGGUCUACCCGAGUGCAGUUUCAGAUAUCAGGGCCGUCAAACGGUCCGUAACUCACUCUCGAGCCGUACUUUUCGCAUCAUCACGACUUCUAAGGUCCUCCUACCAACGCCGUCACUUAUGGCGGGGUCCAGGCGAGAGAAUAAAUUACGACUAUCUGGAAAAGCAGAUGGAUAGACACCGACGAUAUUGCCUGUCGAAGCUUCGUGAAAAGCCCGCACGCCCGCGGAAAGCGAACGUGUACGAAAGUCAUCAUCCGUGGUGGUUUCGAGGUUUCGGACCGGGCUAUGAUCGAGAUAAACCUUUUCAAUUUGACCAUCGAAGUGGUAUCAAGGGUGAUUUUUGGGAAGCCGAAAGGUCCCGCAUCAAGGACAGAAUGGACCAGAUCAAGAGAGAGAUUGAUAAUGAUCCAUACGCAGCACUGUUCGGAAGAAGGCUACAGCCAUUCAGCUCAUUUGAGAAGCUCGAUAACGCAUUUACCUCCCUCUGUCGUUCAUUUCUAGGUCUUGGCAAGUCGGAAAGUACCAUGGAUACGACAGCACGUCCGAAGGCCACUGCUGCGGCCUCGAAGGACUCUUCGGAAUCACCCAAGAAGCCAAAUUCAAAGAUGGGUGGUGGGGUUCCAUCUUCAGACGAGGUUGUAUCAGGGAUUAAUCGACCAAGCUACGAAUUCGACCCUGUUAGUGGCCGUAUGAUACCCAAAGGCACUGAGCAGCCCGUCGCUACAGAGGAGGGUUUUCGUGGAAGCGAUAUUGAUGCAUCGGUCGGGAGCCAAAAGCCUCAUUCUGGACCUACUGGCUAUCUAUCGCCCUUUGAAAGAUCAGCCAUAGAAUCUAAGUCGGCGACAGUAUCAGGAAAUGAAAGGGCAGAAGAAAGAUCGCAUCAAGGUGUUGAGGCGGUGCCAGUCGCGGAUGAACCCUACCAAGCUCCUGAGGUACUGAAAUCGGAUCCACCAACAGAAGCUCGCUACAAAGCUUUGGAGCCAUCAAUCGAUGCUUUGAAAGACCAGAGAGAUGUUGCUGAGAAAGUCAACGGUCUCUCAGAAGCGAUCAUGGCCGAUCAACCUAAGCCUCAAGGAGAAUACACUAAUGGCGGCACCUAUGAUCACCUAGAAGCACCAGUCAAUAGCCGCCCGUUUGGAGACCAGCAAAGCCAUGAGGUCUUGAUGAGACCUCCAGAUGCGCCUGGAAGCACUUUAAGUACAGCACAAGAACAGGAAAGGGUGCAAGCUGAGAGGGACGAGGAUCUAGACAUCCUCAGUGCUAGUGAUAUCCGUUCCCAUUACUUGGCCAGGCCCAGUAUUGACCCUGAGAUUGAAAAGCAAAUUCGCCAAUCUUUGGACGAUAGGUUCGAUUCAUUUGUCGAUCCAGCUGGUGACAUCGAUGCUCAAAGCGUUCGAAGCAAGUUUCAAAAGCAUGAGACUGUAGGCGCAGACAGGCCAGAGGUAUCAGAUAUUGGUGUACAGCCCGAUCAACAAACUGCAGAAAGUCGAGAACCUUCCCAGGUACUCCAGGCCAGAGAGCAGGGAUCUGCCCAACGCUUCGAUCAAACUGCUAUCAUUGAGCAGCCGCUCGCUGACAGCCCAUCAACUGAAACCUAUCGAGUCCUUGCCUACGAUCCCUCAACCCUUCAAGUAAACGAAGCGGAGACAAGCUCAUCUUUUCAUGCUUCAGACGAGACCAUUCACCCGGCAGAAAUUCUAGGUCGCCUGAACGCCCCUGCCAAAUUCCUGCCCCAUUUUGCAAGAAUGCGUACCGAUGGCUACGAGAUUGUGUCCGGUGGUGGAGAUAUUCUUGUAUUCAGGAAAGCCAGCAGUUCUGUACAUGACAACGCCCCUUCUAAGGCCGCAGACAAGAUCGAAACAAGCCCUGACGGCCAGAACAACGGAGCUCUGAAACAGUCUACAUCACCUAUCCAGCUGUCGCAGGAGCAUAUCUCCAGCCAAGCUCCUGAUCAUGAGGUCCAAUUGUCAGACGGGACUUCGCAAGCUCAAGGAUCUUCUUACUCUUCUUCGAAAGGCCAAUCCAGAGUUGGCCAAGCUUUGCGCAGGAUGCUGUUCAGUGGCGUGGCUACUGCGGGGACAUGCUACGCCAUAAGUGUUGUAGUCGAAUACUUCCGCACGGGAGGACAGGAUGGUCGGGGUAUCGAUGCUUUUACGGCCUUUGAGUCUGAGCGGCGCCAUGGAGACUGA